AUGUCUCACCAACUCCAAAUAUCCGCUGCGCUCAAAGGCAUUUUCCAUAACUGUUCAAAGAUAAACUUUGCUACAACCGUCACUGCCCGAGGACUGCCCAGAAAUCCAGCUUAUGCCAUUCAACUUCCCUUUCGACAAUCAUCAUGGAAAAAGUUCCUCGAUCUCUGUUCUCCUAAUGGCGUAAACGCAUUUACUUCGGCGUUGGUAUGCCCUGCUUGCGAGACUACUCUAACAGAAAAUGACGAUAUAGUCUUCAUCGAACUUAAUCCUAGCGAAGACUAUAAAUUAUCUGUCUUAUCAGGUCUUCGUCCGGAUAUAAUAAUGGAAAUCGCCACACGAGCGCUCUCUUUCUGGACAUAUCAGACUACUCAAGAAGCAUGUUUCCAAGAGAUGAUGUACAGAGAUUUACAGGAAAGCUGUCAGAAAAGGAGUUGGAGUUGGAAAAACGAAAAAAUGUUGAAAUCUCCGACCAGCUCCAAGAAAAGGGUCGACAGUUUACAAAAUUACAGGCAAGUUUGA
This is a messenger RNA of Paraglomus brasilianum, 519 nucleotides long. The record is from the annotation of a GenBank genome assembly. Lineage: Eukaryota; Fungi; Glomeromycota; Glomeromycetes; Paraglomerales; Paraglomeraceae.